This is a messenger RNA of Alligator sinensis (Chinese alligator), 4180 nucleotides long. RefSeq names its product UTP6, small subunit processome component (gene UTP6). Gene Ontology annotation, molecular function: snoRNA binding; protein binding. NCBI's taxonomy places the organism in Eukaryota, Metazoa, Chordata, Crocodylia, Alligatoridae. Bases 50 to 1870 code for a protein of 606 amino acids. The transcript has 19 exons. Gene Ontology annotation, biological process: maturation of SSU-rRNA from tricistronic rRNA transcript (SSU-rRNA, 5.8S rRNA, LSU-rRNA). Gene Ontology annotation, cellular component: small-subunit processome; Pwp2p-containing subcomplex of 90S preribosome. The record is from RefSeq and is a predicted model, not a curated record.
GGCCGCGCUACCCGGAAGCGGAGGGCGGACCUCGUGGGGCGCUGCAGCCAUGGCGGAGCGUAUCGAGCAGCGCUUGGAGGAGCGCAUCCCCGAGCUGGAGCAGCUGGAGCGGGUCGGGCUCUUCACCCGCCCCGAGAUCAAGGCUGUCAUUAAGAAAGCCUCGGCUCUAGAAUACAAAAUACAGAGAAGAGCCCUUCACAAGGAAGACUUCAUCGAUUAUAUUCAGUAUGAAAUUAAUUUGUUGGAACUUAUCAAGAAAAGAAGAUCGCGCAUUGGAUAUUCAUUUAAGAAAGAUGAAAUAGAGUACUCUAUUGUGCAGAGAAUACAAGGCCUCUUCAAGCGUGCCACAGGAAAGUGGAAGGAGGAUGUCCAGCUGUGGUUGUCACAUGUUGCUUUCUGCAAGAAGUGGAAUAUGAAAUUUCAGCUUAGCAAGGUUUUCUCUGCCAUGUUAGCCAUUCAUCCAAACAAGCCAGCACUGUGGAUUAUGGCUGCAAAAUGGGAAAUGGAGGAACGCCUGUCAUCAGAAAGUGCCCGGCACUUGUUCCUUCGUGCAUUGCGCUUCCAUCCAGAAUGUCCGAAACUCUAUCAGGAAUAUUUCAGAAUGGAACUGAUGCAUGCUGAAAAGCAGAGAAAAGAAAAGAAAGAGUUUGAACAAGCAAAGAUGGACUUGGAGGUGUUCAAUUAUUCUGAGGAGAUUCUUCACGGGGAACUGGCUCGAAUAGUCUACAGGGAUGCCAUUCAGAAAAUCCAGGGUGCUGAGUUUCAUCUUUCUCUGCUUUUUAUUGCAAAGCUCUUUGAUUUUACCGUGGACUUGCAAAAAGAAAUUCUUGAGAAAUUGCAGGCUGAACAUGCUGAUGACCCUCUUACAUGGGACUACUUGGCACGGCAGGAGCUGGAGUUAGGGUCUCUGCCAUCCUCACAACAUUCAUCUAAACAGACAAAGGCAUCUGAGGUGGCUCAGAAGGAGGAACGGUGCUGUGCAGUCUUUGAUGAAGCUGUGACCUCACUCCCCACUGAGCCCAUGUGGAAAUGCUAUGUCACUUUUUGCCUGGAGAGAUAUAACCGGAAAACCAAUAGCGAAGCAUUAAGACAGAAGAGACUGGAAAGGAUGUUGAGCGUGUUCAGCAGAGCCCACGAAUCUAACUUGCUGCCAGAGGAGUUGUAUAAACAGUGGCUUCAGCUGUUACUGGAGCUCAACCUUUCUGAGAGGGCCACAGAGGUUGCCGCAGGUGCAACCAAACGGUUCGGUCCCUCAGUGGAUAUGUGGCAAACUAGACUGCAAGUACUAAUUCAGCUGAACAGUGACUGUGUGGCCGAGUGUUUUGAAGAAGCCUUCAAGCAAGUGAAAUCUAAGGACAGCUUAUCUUUAUGGACUCUGUGGGUAGAGUGGAGUGAAGGCGCAAACAGCAAAGAGGACACAGAAGCCCUCUACCAGCAAAGAACAUGCGUGUUUAACUUGCAGAGAUCCUUACUUAUUGCUGUGCCAGCUGUCUCUGUAACCAUGAAAGAGAAGUACCUUGACUGGGCCUACAGGACUGGCGGGUAUAAGAAAGCAAAGAAAGUCUUUACCAGCCUACAUGAGAAUCGUCCCUUUUCACGUGAGUUCUUCAAGCGGAUGAUCCAAAUAGAAAAAGAGCAAGAAUCUUGCAAGAUGUCUAAUCUGAGAGAGUACUAUGAACGCGCUUUGAGAGAGUUUGGUUCUGCAGAUUCUGAUCUCUGGCUCGAUUACAUCAAAGAAGAGCUAAGUCAUCCCCAAGGCAAGCCAGAAAACUGUGGGAACAUUCACUGGAGAGCUAUGAAGAUGUUGCAGGGAGAACUAGUAGAAAACUUUGUUUCCAAAUACACUUUGCUACAAACCGGACACUCAUGAAAAAUGUAGAUUUUUUUUUUUCCCACAUUUUUGAGAUGAACGACAUUGGAGAAUUACUAGAGUUGUUUUGUUUGUUCCAUUUUUUUACAAGACUUUAAGAGUAAACAUAUUCCUGAACCACACUAACAUGUUCAUACUUUAUUUUCACAUAUAUUGGAAUUUCUUUUUUGGUUGUAACCUACAGUUACUAAAAAUGUUACCCAUCUCAGCGGCAAGGUACCAGUGAAUGGGUCAAAAUCAUAAUUACAAGAGGAGGAGAAAUAUUGGUAAACAGGUGCACCUUUCUAUCAGAAUGUUAAUUACAGAGAACUUUGAAAGCAGAUUUUGCUUAUAGUCUUAAGCUCUUUUGCAUUAAAUAGUGGUCAUAUGUCACAUUUAAAACUUACAAAAUUUCAUAUUAAAAUACAAAUUGGUGCAAAGAAACCUCGUUCCAGUAGAGACCUAACUUGGUAUCUUGUCCUAAUAGUGCAGCGUCUUAAGAAAAAAGAUUCCAAAAGCGAAGAAGGGUUUGGUACUAGAGUCUCUUUAAGCCUAGCAGUUCUUAGCCUUUUUAGCCUCAUGGCAUCCCUCCAUAACUCUUGGGACUUGCACAGCGCACAGUUGAGAAUCACUGAGCUACAAUCUAAAUUCAGAAAAGAGAUGAGGGGAAAAGGUUAAGAGUCAUUGAUCUAGCUGGUGUCAGGUGACAACAUUGGGAGCAGAUCUAACCCUGCCAUGCCCUGCUUUUUCCACUGUCUGCCUGCCCCCGCCCCCCUGCCCUCUCCUUCCAGUCUGUACUUGAGGGGGUAAGGGUAGCUCCCAUUGCUGAAACUGCUCCUGUGGGGUCUUGCAUGCCAGAAAAUGUCUCCACGGCUCCUCUCACUGGGCUCAGGAGUGUGGGAGGAGCAGAGGGGACAGGACAGGCUACGAAGUAUGGCUCUGGCCUCAUGUCUGCCCCCUCGCCCAUAGCAGAGUGCUCUGCUGGCAGUGUGGGGGUAUAUGUAAUGGUGCAGGAAUAUUGGACAUUGAUUAGUAAUAAGACUAUCCCAAGGACAUUGUGCUGAGGGUUGGAAACUGUUGCCUUAGCAUUGGAUUUGCUCCUGUGGUGUGUGUGCGUGUGUCGUUUUUUUUUUUUUUAACUUUGUUCUGGCGUGAUAAGCUGCUUGCUGACUUCUGAAGGAUUACUUGUGGGGAUAUACUGUUUAGGACAGGUCUACUGGAAGUCAUUUUAAUCAGUCCUUAGUUUCAAUAUAACUGAUUUGGAUUGUCAACAAUUCUUUGCAAUAUUUCUUCUAACUGGUCUUAGGAUAUCGUUUUCAGCACUAAAUUCAACUCCUCUGAAUUCCCUCAACACAAUUCUACUGUCAGUGUUCUUCCAGCAGCAUUUUUCUUCUUUUAAAGCUUUUCUUUCCAGCACAAGUGUUGAAAUGUUGUGCAGUAAUUGGUUUUCUUUGGUCGCUGCAAGUAUGCUAGGAAGUAACAUUUGAUGCGACUACAACAUGAUUAAAAGUAGAGCUGCUAAAAUGAUCAAGAUGUUAUGAUUUAAGAUCAGAGGUGUAGGUUGUAGCUGUACCCAAAGAACCUUGCCUGCCUGUGAUUUAAGAUCAGCAUUUUAUUUCUUUCCUUUUGGAUGAUACCACAAAAAGGCUGCAAGAAGUAAAUUUCCCCAACCAGUGAUCCAUUCCCAUCAAUGGCCUAUAAAAGAAAAUGAUUUGCUUCUUGAUACCAUUCCCCUAUACUAAAAUGUUUCUUUCAUUUUAGGCGAUCUUAUUACAUCCAAAGUUACAGCCCAUCUACUAGAAUUCAAUAAACCAUGCUAGUAUUUUAGCUGAAAUUCCUUUAUAAAAUCUGAAGGCUGGUAGUAAUUAUAUCAUUACUUUUAAUUGUGCUUCUGAACAUUACAACAGACGCUAACUAUAUACUAGCCAGCAUUGCUACAGCAUUUAUGAAAUCAUUUUGCCCACAAAGUAAAUAGCUACAAGUAUUUGAUCAGAAUACUUUCAACUGGUUUAGCAAGGGGGAGAAAUAAUCUGGCUGCCUUCAGCAGAUGCAGCAAGUCUCUCUCUCCUUAGUUUCUCUUAUUCCCUUUGCUUUCCAACUACAUCAUCUACUUAUAGGAUACCUGCUUUUCAGAAACUGAUCAAAACUUUUAGCUAAAAGCUUUAACUCAGGUGUAGAAAUAUCAACUCGGGUGUGGAAAUCACUUUCAAUGAAGCAUUAGAGACACUAUCCAGAUGCUCAAGAAGGUUUGAUUCUGUUUUCUGAAUCUGAGACAUGUACAUUUAACUAUAACAACUCCAGGAUGAAUUAAACAAAUCUUUGGAUUAUUUU